AUGGGGAUUAAAGACUGCACAUCACAUGGCCAUCUCCUUUGUAAAAACCUCACCCUUCCAUAUUCUGCAACUUGUUCAUCCCAUUUCCUCCGAGGAAGAAAAAAAAACCUUUCUUCCUGUUCUUCCCCUUACACAGCAACCACGGCGUACCAAACGGAGUUGGGAUCAGAUCAAACCUCUCCCCAGAGGAAAUCUGGGAGAGGAAAGAUCGAAAUCAAGCGGAUCGAAAACACUACGAACCGUCAAGUCACUUUCUGCAAACGCAGGAACGGCCUUCUCAAGAAAGCCUAUGAGCUCUCUGUCCUCUGCGACGCUGAGGUCUCUCUCAUCGUCUUCUCCGGCCGCGGCCGCCUCUACGAGUACUCCAACAACAGUGUAAAAGCAACGAUUGCGAGGUACAAGAAGGCUAUAUCGGAUAACUCCAACUCAGGAUCAGUCUCCGAAAUCAACGCCCAGCAUUAUCAGCAAGAAUCGUCGAAAUUACGUCAGCAAAUCAUUCGAAUACAAAAUUUUAACAGGCAAAUGUUGGGUGAGACAAUAGCGUCAAUGAAGCCCAAGGAGCUCAAGAAUAUGGAAAACAGAUUAGAGAACGGAAUUAGCCGAAUCCGAUCCAAAAAGAACGAGCUAUUGUUCGCGGAAAUUGAACACAUGCGGAAGAGGGAAAUUGAUUUGUUCAAUGACAACAACCUUCUCCGAGCCAAGAUAGCUGAGAAUGAGAGGAACCAUCCGGGCAUGAUGAACCUGAUGCCUGGAGUCGGAGGAUCCAACGGUUACGAGGGGCAGAUGAUGGGAGAAUCUCAGCCGCUGGAUUCGCGUAGUUAUUUCCAUGUCGCCGCUUUGCAGCCAAACCUCCACCAUUUCUCCGACAAGCAGCAAGACCACACUCCACUUCAGUUAGUGUAAUAUCGCCUCCAAGGACUGGAGAACGAAUAAUGGCAAGGACGUGCAUGGAGCUAUAUGUACAAGUGUAGGAGGGGCAUCACAUAUAUAUAUAUAUAUAUAUAUGUAUAUGUAUGUUAGUUAUUCUACGCAAGUUUGUAGAAAUAAUGCCAAACUUAUAUAUGCCUAAGUUGGUGCGUAAUAUCGUGAGAUUUUCCUACGAGGAAAAAGAAAUCAAAGAAGGCAAUUGAUGUAAGAACCCCUUAUUAUAUGCUCUAUAUGUGAGACAUUUAUAUUUGUAAUCACAUUUAUUAUGCAUACCCCCGGCCCCCGUUACGCAUUUAA
Molecule: messenger RNA, 1224 nt
Organism: Tarenaya hassleriana
Lineage: Eukaryota; Viridiplantae; Streptophyta; Magnoliopsida; Brassicales; Cleomaceae
Product: floral homeotic protein AGAMOUS-like
Exons: 10
Coding region: 1-903 (300 amino acids)
Biological process (GO): positive regulation of transcription by RNA polymerase II
Cellular component (GO): nucleus
Molecular function (GO): RNA polymerase II cis-regulatory region sequence-specific DNA binding; DNA-binding transcription factor activity, RNA polymerase II-specific; protein dimerization activity
Source: RefSeq, a predicted model, not a curated record